UUUGUUUCUCUAUAGCUGUAGAUGUGAAAGUUUUUCGUAAAAAUGUUAAAAUGUAAAAAGUGCGGAUUAAUAAUGGAGUCGUGCACUGUGAGUGAUUGACACUGGUAUGUAAGGAGCAGGUUAAAUUAUUGACCUUGCUCCAAUCAACGCCAAUUCUGAAGGAGAGGGCAAGCGGCCAACCAGUUCUUCUAGCCCCGCCUCCCGCCGCCCGCCGCCGUGCAGUUUGCUACGCCCAUUGAGUACUUGCUUGACGCUUGUCAAUGGAUUCCGCAAGCGCGGAGGUCGCUUUCGAGUGCGGCUGCUUCGUGCUAUACGGCGACGGUCGCGUCGAGCGCACCAGCGGCAUGGACACCGUGCCCGACGGAUUCGACGCCGACACGGGCGUCACCUCCAAGGACGUCGUCGUCGACGCUGCCACCGGCGUCGCCGCGCGGCUGUACCUGCCAGCCAUCCAGACGGCGGCCCCGUUGGCGUCCGAGCCCGACGGCGGCGGAGCCACGACGAAGCUCCCCGUCCUCGUCAUCUUCCAUGGCGGCUUCUUCGUCGUCGGCUCGCCCGGCUGCCCCGACUUCCACCGCUACGUGAACUCGCUGGUAGCCGCCGCCCGCGUCGUCGCCGUCUCCGUCGACUACCGACUGGCCCCCGAGCACCCGCUCCCCGCUGCCUACGACGACUCCUGGGCCGCGCUCAGCUGGGCGGCGUCCGGCGCGGACCCGUGGCUGUCUGACCACGGCGACCUCGGCCGCGUCUUCGUGGCCGGCGCCAGUGCCGGCGCGAACAUCGCCCACAACGUGGCCGUGGCCGCGGUCGCGCGCGCCGUGCACGCCGUGGCGCCUGCUUUGGCGCGCAUCGAAGGCGUGAUCCUUCUCCACCCUUCGUUCUGCGGCGAACAGAAAUUGGAGGGCGAAGCAGAAGAGUUCUGGCGACCUAACAAGAGGAGGUGGGCGGUCAUCUUCCCCGGCGCCAGGGACGGAUCCGACGACCCGAGGAUUAAUCCGCUGGCUGCCGGUGAGCCGGGCCUGGCGAAGCUGGCAGGCAAGAGGCUGUUCGUCUCGACGGCGUCGGAGGAUCCGAGGGCGCCACGGGGCCGAGCGUACUGCGAGGCCGUGAGGGCCAGCGGUUGGCCGGGGAAGGUGGAGUGGUUCGAGUCCAAAGGCGAGGGACACGCCUUCUUCGUCUCCGAUCACGGCAGCCACGAGGCGGUUGCGCUGAUGGAUCGAGUGGUGGCUUUCGUAGCGGGCCACUGAUUGGCCUCUAGGGCAAUUAAGGUAGCAGUGAAGUGCUACUCGUGAAUCAUAUGUAUGGAACUGGUUUCAAAAACUCAAAAUGGCAUCCAGAUUUUAUCAAAAAAAAUUCCAAGUUGGGUCUAUUUGAAAUAUAUGCAAAUUCUGCCAGGUUUA
Messenger RNA from Panicum virgatum (switchgrass), 1400 nucleotides. Its product is annotated as tuliposide A-converting enzyme b1, amyloplastic-like. Gene Ontology annotation, molecular function: hydrolase activity. The record is from RefSeq and is a predicted model, not a curated record. The transcript has a single exon. NCBI's taxonomy places the organism in Eukaryota, Viridiplantae, Streptophyta, Magnoliopsida, Poales, Poaceae. Bases 261 to 1247 code for a protein of 328 amino acids.